Molecule: messenger RNA, 180 nt
Organism: Fusarium verticillioides 7600
Lineage: Eukaryota; Fungi; Ascomycota; Sordariomycetes; Hypocreales; Nectriaceae
Exons: 1
Coding region: 1-180 (59 amino acids)
Source: RefSeq, a predicted model, not a curated record
AUGUCGAUCCGCCAGGCUAUCCAUGCCGGCCUCACAGUCAAGGUGCCAUUCCGCCGUGUCGUCCUUGGUCUUUUCGUCGUUCGGCUAAUAUGGGCUGGCCAGACUGGCGGUAUUGUCUGUGCCAGAAGCCCUUGUCUUCUGGCUAAUAUUAACGUCAACUACCGUGGCUUCCGACACUAA